CUGUUAACUUGCAAAAAUUAAUAUGUAAUCAGAAAAAAGAACCCAUGCAUGUGUGUGGUGCACCAAAUACGGAACACCUGUGGUGUCCUGUGCUCCCACUUAUUUUACUUUUCAUUUGCCACCACUUGUUGUACAGGCAUGGUGCAUGUUCUGCCUGCAAUUGCAUUUAAAAUGUUAUAAGAUCUCCAUUCAUAAGACAUAAAACUUUAUUUCUGAGUGGGUGAUGUAGAAGACUAGUUAUACAUUAGAAAGUCUGUUGCCAGAGAAGUUGAAAGGGUAUGAGGAGAGGAGAGAUAAAAUUGAGUAUAGAUUAACUGAAGAGAAAGAUACUCUUGUUUCAUGGUAGCCUGUACUGAGGCUGUAAUAACCUGUGCUACCUUGACUCACAUACAAAAAAAUUACUUAAAAUUUGUGAUAGAUUUCCACGUGUAGCUUGCUGCUUGGCUGUCUGUGGAUGAGGCAGUAAAGGAGUAUCUCUUGACUUGCAGAAGAAUAGGGCUGCUUAUGGCAGCAGUUCUGGUCUAUGCUGAAUCAAAUAGUUUUGAAAGUACAGUAUGGAGCAGGAGGUGUGGGCCAUUGACAAAAAACUGUUUCUAUAAUGUUUUGUCUUAAGCAAAGUAGGAGUUGUUUAGAGCAUGGUGCAAAUAACACCAGGGUUGUGAAUUCAGUCUCUGCAUGGGCCAUUCACUUAGAAGUUGGACUUGAUGAUCAUUGUGGGUACCUUCCAAUUCAGAAUAUUCUGUGAAUCUGUGAACAUGGCAAAAUAGACAGAACAUGAAACAGAGAAGCCUCAUCUCCUUCCUUAGGGAAAGACAGAGCAGACACAGUGAUCAUCGGAGGUGGUUGUGUUGGUGUGAGUCUAGCCUAUCACUUGGCUAAAGCUGGCUUGAAGGAUGUUGUUCUGCUAGAAAAAUCUGAGCUCACUGCAGGAUCUACCUGGCAUGCAGCUGGUUUAACUACUUAUUUUCAUCCUGGAAUAAACCUGAAGAAAAUCCAUGCUUACAGCAUCAAACUCUAUGAAAAGCUGGAAGAAGAGACAGGACAGGCUGUGGGGUUUCAUCAGCCUGGCAGUAUCAGAAUUGCUUCAACCCCUACUAGGGUGGAUGAAUUCAAAUACCAAAUGACUCGUGCUGGUUGGCACCCAACAGAGCAAUAUUUAAUCACGCCUGAGAAAGUGCAAGAGCUAUUUCCCUUACUGAACAUGGAUAAGGUUUUAGCUGGCCUGUAUAACCCUGGAGAUGGUCAUAUUGAUCCUUAUUCUUUAACUAUGGCCUUGGCCGCAGGAGCCAGAAAAUACGGUGCUCAGUUAAAUUAUCCUGUGCAAGUGACUAAUCUGAACUCCCGAUCAGAUGGGACGUGGGAAGUUGAAACUCCACUUGGAAUAAUCCAAGCAAAGAGAGUUGUGAAUACUGCAGGCUUCUGGGCUCGUGACAUAGGCAAGAUGAUUGGCCUGCAGCACCCUCUAAUACCUGUUCAUCAUCAGUAUGUUGUAACAUCAACUAUCCCUGAAGUGAAAGCCCUAAAAACAGAAUUGCCUGUGAUUCGUGACUUAGAAGGAUCAUAUUAUCUAAGGCAAGAAAGGGAUGGUCUUUUAUUUGGUCCAUACGAAAGUGAGGAGAAAAUGAAGCUGCAGGAGUCAUGGGUAACAAAUGGAGUCCCACCAGGAUUUGGAAAAGAACUUUUUGAGUCUGAUUUAGACAGAAUAAUGGAGCAUAUUGAAGCUGCCAUGGAAAUGGUCCCAGUUUUGAGAAAAGCAGACAUCGUGAACACAAUUGCAGGUCCUAUCACCUAUUCUCCAGACAUUCUUCCCAUGGUGGGACCACAUCAGGGUGUCAGAAAUUACUGGGUAGCUAUUGGUUUCGGGUAUGGCAUUAUACAUGCUGGUGGCAUGGGAAAGUACCUCAGUGACUGGAUCCUUGAGGGGGAACCUCCAUUUGACCUGAUAGAAGUAGAUCCAAACCGCUAUGGAAAGUGGACCACUACAGAAUACACAGCAGCCAAAGCAAGAGAAUCUUAUGGCUUUAAUAACAUUGUUGGAUACCCUAAAGAAGAAAGAUUUGCUGGGAGACCAACGGAGAGAACCAGUGGGCUGUAUGACUUGCUGAAGUCAAAAUGUUCAAUGGGAUUCCAUGCAGGAUGGGAGCAACCUCAUUGGUUCUACAAACCUGGAGAUGAGACUGGAUACAAACCCAGUUUUCGGCGCACAAAUUGGUUUGACCCUGUGGGUCGUGAGUACAAACAGGUUAUGGAAAAAGUUGGUGUGAUUGACCUGUCACCAUUUGGCAAAUUUAAAGUAAAAGGCACAGAUUCUGUUAAACUGCUUGAUCAUCUAUUUGCAAAUGUUGUUCCAAAGGUGGGUUCCACAAAUAUAAGCCAUAUGUUAACACCAAGGGGAAAAGUUUAUGCUGAGCUAACUGUCUCUCAACUGUAUCCUGGAGAAUUUAUGCUUGUGACUGGGUCAGGAUCAGAACUCCAUGAUCUGAGAUGGAUAGAAGACAAAAUAACAAGAGGUGGAUACAAGGUUGAAAUAGAAAACAUGACAGAUGAGAUGGGAGUCCUUAGUGUAGCAGGUCCAUAUGCACGACAGGUCCUCCAGAAGUUGACAAAUGAAGACCUAAGUGAUGCUUCAUUUAAGUUUCUCCAGUGUAGACAUCUGAAACUUUCCAAUAUUGCUGUUACUGCCAUUAGGAUAUCUUACACAGGUGAAUUGGGCUGGGAGCUCUACCAUAGAAAAGAAGAUUCUGUACCUCUUUACAGUGCAAUCAUGGAAGCCGGCCAAAAAGAGGGAAUUGAUGACUUUGGAACAUAUGCUCUAAAUACGUUGAGGCUGGAAAAGGGCUUCCGAGCCUGGGGAGCAGAGAUGAACUGUGACACUAACCCAUUGGAAGCUGGGCUGGAGUACUUUGUAAAGCUAAACAAGGCAGCAGACUUUACAGGAAAAGAAGCACUGAGGCAGAUUAAAGAAAAGGGGCUCAAACGACGGCUGGUAUAUCUCACCCUGGAAACAGAUAAUGUUGAUCCAGAGGGAAAUGAAAGCGUGUGGCACAAUGGCAAGGUUAUUGGCAAUACCACAUCUGGAUGUUUCAGCUAUGGAGCUCAGAAGAGUCUAGCUUUCGCGUAUGUUCCCAUGGAACUCAGCAAAGUUGGACAGAAAUUGGAAGUUGAACUUUUAGGUAAAAAUUAUCCAGCAGCCGUUAUAGAGGAGCCACUGGUGCUGACUGAACCAACAAGGAUGCGCCUUAAGAGAAAGGGUGAAAGUCCCAAAAUAUAAACACAGAUGGGGAUACAGCAAAUUGUGCAGUAGGAGAAUUGCUAUUAAUAUGCAUAUAAUUAAGAGAAUUAAACUACUCACAUAUUCGAAUUACUAAACUCAAAAUCUUCAUUGCCAUACAUAAGUGAGAAAUUCAAUGGCAUUACUUCUAAUUCCCUGUGUGCAAUGUUCACAUUAGAGAACUGAGCAGAGCUGAUGAGCUGCCAUCUGUUCUGCUUCCCAGUAGUGCUUGAGCACAGUGGCAGGGAAUGAGCACAUCACUGAUUCAGCUUGCUCCCACAAUGGCUAACAGAUCUGCGUUAAUCCAUAUGAGAAGUGUGCUCUUGAUUCUGUCCAAUAGCAAAUUCCUCCCCCUCCCUCACACUCACAGUUCCUCCUUUACCUGCCCUUGAGGUAAAGUGGUUUAUCGUGUCUUCUUUACACACGAAUAGCAAGCUUACCAUAAAAUCAUGUCACCAGUUCUACACAGAAUACUUCAUAAAGAAUUGAAAGACAUAUCAUUAACCAUUAAAAUAAUAAAGGCAUUACUAAAGGUAAA
Molecule: messenger RNA, 3809 nt
Organism: Passer domesticus (house sparrow)
Lineage: Eukaryota; Metazoa; Chordata; Aves; Passeriformes; Passeridae
Gene: DMGDH
Product: dimethylglycine dehydrogenase
Exons: 16
Coding region: 1121-3271 (716 amino acids)
Cellular component (GO): mitochondrion
Molecular function (GO): oxidoreductase activity; protein binding
Source: RefSeq, a predicted model, not a curated record